CCAAUGCCUCUUUUCUCUUCCUUUCCAGCUCUGGAUGGGUGCUCACCCCAAAGGCGAUGCAGUCAUUCUGGAUAACCGCAUACCCCAAAAGACUUUAAGCCAAUGGAUUGCGGAUAACCCCGCCUGCCUGGGGUCAAAGGUGAAGGACAGCUUUCAAGGCCAGCUGCCUUUCCUCUUCAAAGUGCUGUCGGUCAAUACAGCUUUGUCCAUUCAGGCCCACCCUACCAAGGAACUGGCAGAGAAACUUCACGCUCAGUAUCCGGAACACUAUCCAGACACCAAUCACAAGCCUGAGAUGGCCAUUGCCCUAACCCCCUUUGAAGGCUUGUGCGGUUUCCGGCCCGUGGAAGAGAUUGUAGGUUUCCUCCAGCAUGUCCCUGAAUUUCGAGCUCUGAUCGGGAACGUAGCAGCGGAACAACUGGAGCGAAGUGGGAGAGAUGACCCCCGUGGCGUGUCAGCUGCCCUUAGGGUCUGCUUCACCAGGAUGAUGAAGAGCGAGAAGAAAGUCUUUGUUGAUCACCUCAAUCAGCUGGUCAAGCGGAUUUCCCAGGAAGCGGCUGCAGGAAAAGAUAUUACAGCCAGUUGUGGAGAACUCCUUCUCAAGCUACACUCUCAGUACCCAGGCGAUAUCGGUUGCUUUGUUAUCUACUUCUUGAACCAGAUGAAGCUGCAGCCUGGCCAAUGUAUGUUCCUGGGAGCAAAUGAACCUCAUGCCUACCUCUACGGAGACUGCAUCGAAUGUAUGGCUUGUUCCGACAACACGGUGCGCGCUGGUCUGACGCCCAAGUACAUCGACGUUCUGACCCUGUGCGAAAUGUUGAACUACACCCCAGCUCCUGCCAGCUCAAAGUUGCUGGCCCCUAUUCAAAGCCGCCUGGAUCCUUGCGUCUUCCUGUACGACCCUCCCAUUCCAGAUUUUGCUGUCAUGAGGAUAGAGAUCCCUUCUGCCAUUAAGCUGUACCUCAUUUCGGCCAUCGACUCGGCAAGCAUCUUGCUCACGGUCCAGGGAUCGGCUGUCGGCACUUCCACGGCAGCUGCAUCUGAAAUGAUCCUACGUCCCGGCACUGUGUUGUUCAUCUCUGCCAACGAGAGCCUCUCUUUGCAUUUUAAUUCCCCCGAAGGGAUGGUCCUCUUCCGGGCUUGCUGCCUCUUGUAAUAAGGGACACCGAGCAAUUUUCCUCCUUAAGAGUAACUCAAGAUCAGUAGCAGCUGCCCUUGGUCUCCAUCUCUCCAGUUUGUUUCAUCCUUCAAGGACCGAGGUUCAGGCUACCCAGGAAUAUUAACAGUCUUCUCUCUUGGGUUGGCUUUUGGCCAACGCUCCAUUGGCCCAAGCAUGUAGGAUUGGAAAUGCUUUGGUAGCCUUGCUGCCCCUUAAGUGGAGGCGGCACACGGAGGCUGUGGGCAGCCAAUGCUUUUGUUAAUUCUGACUUGCCAAAAGAACACGAUGUCUCUCCAUAGAUGCUUCUCCUGUGUCAUGCUUCCUUUAGUAGGGUGGGCGACGGGUGAAAUCCAGCAGGUUCUGCAGAACCGGUAGCAGAAAUUUUGAGCAGUUCAAAGAACCGGUAGCAGAAAUUUUGAGUAGUUCGGAAAACCAGCAAAUACCACCUCUGGCUGGCCCCAAAGUAGGGAGGGAAUGGAGAUUUUGCAGUAUCCUUCCCCUGCCACGCCCACCAAGCCAUGCCAUACCACGCCCACCAAGCCAUGCCAUGCCAUGCCCACAGAACCGGUAGUAAAAAAAAUUGAAUUUCACCACUGGUGGAUGGUCUCUGUAACUUAAGACUCAAACGGUGUUUUUCCAACUGGCAACUUCCAAGAUGGAUGGACCUCAACUCCCAGGAACCUCCCAAAUUGUUGAGGUUGGCAGAUGAAUGAGGUGGUGGAAGAGGGUCACACAGUCAUCGAUGAUGAUUUAAUUUGGUUAACGACAGUGGCCAAAAAUUGGCCCGGUCAUGUGAUGGCUUGCCUAAUGACUGCACUAAUUCGGAUCCCAAUUGCGGUCUUUAAGCCAAGGACGACCUGAAAUGUCUAUGGAGAUUCUCAAGUCAUCCAAGGUCAUGGUUGUCUCAAAGGUGCUUUUUUUUCCCCUCAAGAGACAAUUGGACUUUCUGGUUUUUCUUUUGAAGACGUUUCGCUUCUCAUCCAAGAAGCUUCUUCAGCUCUGACCGGAUGGUGGGGAAUGGAAGGAUUUAUAAUUCCAUGUUUUAUCUUAACGACAUUUUGCUUCUCAUCCAAGAAGCUUCUUCAGCUCUGACCGGAUGGUGGGGAAUGGAAGGGUUGCCUUAGGGCAAACCUCCAGGUGGCCUCAACGACUCUCUACAAGGGUGCAAAGGACCAGCUGUCUGCAAGGAAGAUAAAUCCCUCCAUUCCUCACCAUUCAGUCAGAGCUGAAGAAGCUCCUUGGGUGAGAAGCAAAACGUCUUCUAAGAAAAACCAGAAAGUCCAGUUGCCUCUUGAUAAAAGCCCCUUUGGGACAACCCAAAAUGUUUUCACUGGACAAGACGUUGACCCUGUGUUAUCCUCUUUCACACACACACACACACACACAUACACACACUGACCCCGGCCCUGGCUGCACCCUGACAACUGUAGACCUUUUGAUCCACGCGCUAUUUAUCUUAAUGAGCCUUGAAUAUUGUGCCAAUCCAGUCGUCGCCUUAACCCAUGAUGUUUGGCCUAGAGCAGCGAUGGCGAACCUAUGACCCGUGUGCCAGAGAUCGCAUGCAGAGCCCUCUCGAUGGGCACACACGUCAUCGCCAGCCUCUCUUCAGGUUUCCGGUCUUUUUCCGGCCAUUUUUUGGGGCUGUUUUCAAGCUGGUUUUUGGCCCCAAAGAACGGCCAGAAAACAGCCAAAAAACAGGCAUACACGCACCGGCCAGCCAGUCUUCGCAGGUGGCGGAGCACCGGAAAACGGCCUGAAAACAGCCAAAAAAUAGGCUGUUUUUCAGGGCUUUUCCCAAGCUGUUUUCAGGCCUUUUUCUGAACCGUUUUCAUGCCUUUUUGGGGCCGUUUUUCAGGCCUUUUUUCCGAGCUGUUUUCAUGCCUUUUUCGGGGCCGUUUUUCAGGCCUUUUUCUGAGCUAUUUUCAGGCUGUUUUGGGGGCUGUUUUUCAGGCCUUUUCCAGAGACAUUUUCUGAGCCAUUUUUCAGGGCUGUUUUUCAGGCCUUUUUUCCGAGACAUUUUCAGGGCAGAUUUCAGGCCUUUUUCGGGGCCGUUUUUCAGGCCAUUUACAGGGUCGUUUUUCAGGCCUUUUUCCAAGCCAUUUUCAGGCCUUUUUCCGAGCCGUUUUUCAGGCUUUUUUCUGAGCUAUUUUCAGGCCUUUUUCAGGGCUGUUUUUCAGGCCUUUUCCCGAGACAUUUUCAGGGCAGAUUUCAGGCCUUUUUCGGGGCCGUUUUCAGGCCCCCAAAAACAGGCAUGUACACACUGGCCAGCUAGUCUUCGCAAGUGCUGGAGCACCGGAAAACGGACUGAAAACAGCCAAAAACCAGGCCAUUUUUCAGGCCUUUAUCCGGUUUCCAGUGCUCCGGCACGCGCAUAUGCACCCACACGCACGUGCAUUCCAGUUUGGGCACUCGGUGCCGAAAAGGUUCGCCAUCACUGGCCUAGAGGUUAAGGCACCAGGUGGCUGCGAGUUCUAGUCCUGCCGCAGGCAUGAAAGCCGGCUGGGUGACUUUGGGCCACUCGCUCUCAGCCCAACCCACUUCACAGGGUGGUUGUUGUUGUGGGGAAAAUAGGAGGAGGAGGAAGGGAUUAAAAACAAUAAUAGGCGGAAUAAAAAUCAAAUAAAGAAAAAAAUAAGUGCUUUUGUUUACCCAGGCGUGACAAGCUAUGUUCCUGGGUUGCUGUUUUUUUUUUAAAAAAAAAUAGCAUGCUAUACAAACCCAGUUUAUGGAUGAGUACGCUGAUCUAAAGGUCUUGUUGGCAUGGUUACCAAGAUGAGAACAUCCGUUUCGGAUAAACAAAGAGACAAAGUCUGUAGCGUAGAAGGUAUUUUAUUUGUUGGACGCUUUCCUUGGUUAAACUGUACACACACAAAAAAAGAUACACAAUGAACCGAGUAUACAAUAAUAUUAAAUAUCCCGUAAGAUUGUCUUCUGUGCUAUUCAGGUUUUUUUUUUUU
Molecule: messenger RNA, 4116 nt
Organism: Ahaetulla prasina
Lineage: Eukaryota; Metazoa; Chordata; Lepidosauria; Squamata; Colubridae
Gene: MPI
Product: mannose phosphate isomerase
Exons: 6
Coding region: 35-1156 (373 amino acids)
Biological process (GO): carbohydrate metabolic process; GDP-mannose biosynthetic process
Cellular component (GO): cytosol
Molecular function (GO): zinc ion binding; mannose-6-phosphate isomerase activity
Source: RefSeq, a predicted model, not a curated record